Messenger RNA from Tremella mesenterica DSM 1558, 2323 nucleotides. RefSeq lists its product as uncharacterized. Gene Ontology annotation, cellular component: eukaryotic translation initiation factor 2B complex. NCBI's taxonomy places the organism in Eukaryota, Fungi, Basidiomycota, Tremellomycetes, Tremellales, Tremellaceae. The transcript is spliced from 8 exons. Bases 53 to 2254 code for a protein of 733 amino acids. Gene Ontology annotation, molecular function: translation initiation factor activity; guanyl-nucleotide exchange factor activity; translation initiation factor binding. The record is from RefSeq and is a predicted model, not a curated record.
AUCGGCAUAUAUUGGGAGAGUCAAACUAAGUAGUGGAGAUCAAGUAUCCAAGAUGCCGCCUAGGAAACCUAACGUAUCGAAGCAAGAGCCAAAACCUAAAGCGGACGUAGUGGACGAAACUCCCCUUCAAGCUGUCAUCCUGGCUGAUUCUUACAAUCGACGAUUCGAAGUACUAUGUCAUGAUACCCCACGCAUACUUUUACCUUUAUGCAGUACUCCACUUUUGACUUGGACCUUGGAGGCUUUGAGUUUGAGUAGGGUUAAACAGGUUUUCGUUUUUUGUGGUGUGCAUUCGGAUCAGAUAAGGGAAUAUGUUGCGAAUUCUCCUUAUAGAUUCACAAUGGACAUUCAAUGUUUAUCAUCCACCACUACCAUGUCUGCUGGAGAUGCUCUGAGAGAAUUGGAUGACAUGCAUGUUUUGAACGCUGAUAAUCCUUUCAUACUCGUUCAUUCACCCCUCGUCUCAAAUUACGAUAUCUCCAAAAUGGUUGAAGCACAUAAGAAGAGAAGAGAAGUGGACAAAAACUUUAUCAUGACCAUGGGCGUUGGUCGUGGUGGUCGACGACAUCCAGAAUCUCCCAUUAUGCUAGUCCAUCCCCCUUCCUCACGAUUGUUGCAUUAUGCACCUCAUCCACUUUCACCACGUCAACCGAGAAUCACUUUUCCCGCUUCGCUCUUCCUCGACCCCUUUCCGACUGACAUCGACACAUACGAAAUAUGGUCCGGCACGUCUUCUUCUUCCCGAUCUCCAGGUUAUCGUGAUCUGGGUGUGGACAUCUGUGAAGCAGACGUUCCUGCUCUGUGUACGGAAAAUUUUGAUUAUCAUGAUUUGAGAAGACAUUUUGUGAAUGGAGUCCUUACGAGUGAUCUGUUAGGGAAGAAGAUUGCUGUUCAUCUGGCUGGCGAUGAGGAGGAUUGUGGGGAGAAUAGGUAUAUCGAACGUAUCAGAGAUACGCGGACGUUCGGGGACAUAACACAGGAUGUGUUGAGAAGAUGGAGCUUUCCUUUGGUGCCGGAUCUGAAUGAGCCUGGAGGGGUACAAUAUGAAUUACGAGCUGGUAACGUUUAUAUCGCAAAGGAUAACGUGGUCUUAUCACGGACCACCACCUUGAAUGGACCACUUCUUAUUGGCCCUCGCAGCUUACUUGCCCACAACACAUUAAUCACACAAUCUACUCUUGGCGCAGACUGUUCUAUCGGACCUAAUACCACCAUCUCGCACUCGUACGUCUUUGAGGACGUUCGCAUCGGCGCCAAUUGUUCUCUCACCCAAUGCAUGAUCGGUCGAGACGUCCAUAUAUCUGAUCGAGUCAAAAUAGGUCGUGGGGCGUUGAUAGGACACGGUGUGCGACUUGGGAAGGACGUUCAAAUCCCAGAAUUCGCCCGCGUUGGUCGUGUACCGUAUACUCGAGACGAUGACCCUGACGCUGAGGAUGACAUCAGUCCAAGUUUGGGUGGCGACAGUCUGGGGUAUAUAUGGCCACAAGAAGAAGAGGAAGCGGAUGAAGAUUCCGAUGACGAUGGUGAAGAUCCGUACGAACAUCCCAAAAAUAAACGAUUAUUACAAUUGGGUCGAUCUCUCUCCAACUUCUCCACCUCUGAAGAUUCGAUCUCGACCCUUUCCAAAGCUUCUUCACCAUCACAAUCUCCCUUAUCCAUGGCCUCGUCUCUUUCAGGACUCGAUCUGCCCUCUUUACACCUGGACGACGGACCGCCCGAGGCAUUCUUCACUGAAGCACGUGCUUCUUUGGCCAGGGCCUACGAGGAAGAACAUAGCGUGGAGAAUGCUAGAUUGGAAUUGAGGACUUUAGUCAUGGGUUAUAAUGCUGGCGUGGAUAGGGCACGUGUCGAGGUGAUAAACUUUUUGUUGUCAAAGAUUGACAUCAAAGGAGGGGCCAUGGCUACUUUACAAUCUGCAACUAAGAUAUGGGAUAGAUGGGGAAAGGUGUUGGAAGGAUUAACGCCGGAUCCUACUAAUGUCAUACUUGACAUGCAGGCGCAUUGUAUCAAUCAUGAAGAUUACAUGCCCGUGUUUGGGAUAUUACUGAGAGCGGUAUACGAAACGGACAUUGUGAGUGAGGAAGAUUUGGUAGAAUGGAGAUCGCUUAGUUCGGCAAGAGGAGAAGGGGCGAAGGAUGAAGAUGAGAAGAAGAAAUGGGUGGAAGUGUUUGUGAAGGGAAAGGCUUAUGUGGAUGUCUUGGAACAAAUGGAUAGUGAAGACGAAGACGAGGAUGAUGAAGAGGACGAAGAGUAGCAACGAGUAGCACUAUCAUAGCUUGUAAAGUUGAUCCAUCAAAAUUUUGCAUAUAUGAUAUCGCCCUGU